This is a messenger RNA of Halichondria panicea, 1114 nucleotides long. RefSeq lists its product as uncharacterized. Bases 113 to 928 code for a protein of 271 amino acids. The record is from RefSeq and is a predicted model, not a curated record. The transcript has 6 exons. Lineage: Eukaryota; Metazoa; Porifera; Demospongiae; Suberitida; Halichondriidae. Gene Ontology annotation, cellular component: mitochondrion. Gene Ontology annotation, molecular function: protein-disulfide reductase activity.
GAGCUGCAUGCAAAAUACAUAAACUAGGCUUAAUUAGUACUUUAUAGUUGAAUUACUGUGACCUUAGAUCUAUUAAACUGCACUGCUGAAAACACGUACAUAUACUACAAGGAUGGGAAAAGUAAGCCUAUUCACUCUGGAUGGCUGUCCUGUGUGCAAGAAAGCAAUUGAUCUCUUUUCUGCCAAAAAUGUCGAUGUUGAAAUUGUAUCUCUAACAAAAUCUCCUGAGUGGAAACAAGUACUCUUUCUUAUGACUGGAGGUAUUCAGACGGUUCCCCAAGUGUUCUUAAAUGACAAAUGUAUUGGAGGGUUUCAGCAGCUAGAGGAACUAGACAAGCAAGGGAAACUGGAUGCAAUGAUAAAAGAGUGCUUGGCGAGUGUGGACUCCCCCUUGGUGCUAAGGACGCCACUAGUCACCGAUUUCAUUGAGGUAGUUCCCAAGGUGUUGCGUGAAAAGUGGCAAAAAGAGUUGUACUCUGAGCUGGAUUCAAAGUUAGGUGGCACUGCAGAGAGACCCAUCACUGGCAUUUUGAUCCUUUUGGACACUCCUGGCCCAGAUAUGGUUGUUGUCUGCAGUAUAGGUGAGAUUGCCGUAUCGUUUCCACCUGGUUCAAGUGGACCAAAGGGAAAGGAUGGCACUGAAGAAAAGUUUUAUUGCCAGGUUGCUAUUGAAAAAAAAACUACCUUGUUCCUGGACGGGCCCUCCACCUUUCUGGAAGGCAUGAAGGAAAACUAUGACCACGUUCAGCUUGGGUUGAGUUGGUACCUAGGAGCACCAUGGCAAGUCAGGGACAUAAAAGGUACUGUUGCCAUAUUGGAGAAGGAAGCUGGUAUUCUAAAGCCUGAGCACCAGCAAGUUGUGGAGGCUUUUAGAGACAAUCUUGUCAAGGACUUCAAUGCGUAUUUGGGUGACUCUGCUGAGAAAUAAAGAGUAAAGUUAGUCAAUAGCAAACUACGGUACGUGUAACCUUUUAUUCUUAUUGUUUAGUGGUAUAAUUGUAUACAUUUGUACAUAAUCGAUUUUCUUAUAACACAACUUAUAAGCAUUGAUGUUUUUCUGAGUACAUGUAGAUACUUUGGAUGUAAUUAUCAUGUCAUAAUUAUAGUUAUGUGA